Aegilops tauschii subsp. strangulata is the source of this 1293-nucleotide messenger RNA. The record is from RefSeq and is a predicted model, not a curated record. NCBI's taxonomy places the organism in Eukaryota, Viridiplantae, Streptophyta, Magnoliopsida, Poales, Poaceae.
AUGCGUGAGGAGUUUGACGCCCUGCAGCGCAACCGUACGUGGCAGCUUGUCCCGCGGCCUCCCCGUGCCAAUGUGAUCACUGGCAAGUGGGUAUUCCGCCACAAGACUCGCCCCGACGGCUCUCUUGAGCGCUACAAGGCGCGUUGGGUGGUGCACGGCUUUCGCCAGCGUGCCGGCGUGGACUUCACCGACACCUUCUCCCCGGUUGUCAAACCAGGCACGAUUCGCGCUGUCCUCCAGCUUGCUGUUUCUCGCGCCAGGCCAGUUCACCAGCUCGAUGGUCCAGCCACCGCGUACCUCCUCAUGUACGUCGACGACAUCAUCCUGACUGCCUCCUCGCCAGCGCUCCUUCAGCAAAUCACAGCUCGCCUCAGCACUGAGUUCGCCCUCAAGGAUUUGGGGGCUCUCCACUACUUCCUCGGCAUCAAAGUUGUGCGCCGGGCUCCUGGCUUCUUCUUGCAUCAGCAGAAGUAUGCCUACGAGCUUCUGGAGCGAGCGAGCAUGCUUAAUUACAAGCCUGCUCCUACGCCUGUCGACACGAAGGCUAAGGUGUCCGCCGUCGAGGGAUCUCCGGCGUCCGACGCUCCCUUCUACCGCUCCAUCGUCGGUGCGCUUCAGUACCUCACACUGACGCAUCCGGACAUUCAGUACGCUGUCCAGCAGGUGUGCCUUCAUAUACAUGCUCCUCGUGAUACUCAUUGGGCUCUGAUGAAACGUAUCCUUCGAUACAUACGUGUCACCACAGCUAUGGGUCUCACCCUGACGGCAUCACCUGACACCAGCCUUGUCGCCUACUCCGACGCCGACUGGCCUGGGUGUCCCGACUCUCGACGCUCCACUUCCGGCUACUGCGUCUACCUCGGGCCCUCUCUGAUUUCGUGGUCGUCUAAACGACAACCCACGGUCUCACAAUCGAGUGCCGAGGCCGAGUACAGGGCCGUGGCCAACGCCGUUGCGGAGUGCUCUUGGCUACGACAACUACUUCAGGAGUUGCUAUGCGAGGUUACCAAGGCGACGCUUGUUUACUGUGACAACGUCUCCGCGGUGUAUCUCGCUGCCAACCCUGUCCAUCACCGACGGACGAAGCAUAUUGAGCUCGACAUUCACUUCGUCAAGGAGCACGUCGCACCUGGUCGUGUUCGAGUUCUCCAUGUGCCCACCGAUCAGCAGUUCGCCGAUGUCAUGAUGAAGGGACUACCCACCUCGACGUUUGAGGGCUUUCGUCUUGGAAUUGGGGCAGAUUUCUCGAUUUCUGCUCUGUGUAUGAUGGAUAGAUUGAAGAUCGUCGACUAG